Messenger RNA from Trifolium pratense (red clover), 1516 nucleotides. Its product is annotated as serine/arginine-rich splicing factor SR34A. NCBI's taxonomy places the organism in Eukaryota, Viridiplantae, Streptophyta, Magnoliopsida, Fabales, Fabaceae. Gene Ontology annotation, molecular function: mRNA binding. Gene Ontology annotation, cellular component: nucleus; ribonucleoprotein complex; cytoplasm. The record is from RefSeq and is a predicted model, not a curated record. The transcript has 14 exons. The coding region runs from base 393 to 1232 and encodes 279 amino acids.
UUGAACCCUAAUCCCAAAUCUCACUCUCUCUUUCUCUUCAUUCUCUCGAUUUCGUGUUUUCCAGCUUCGGUUUCAGUUUCGCGAAGGUUCAAUUUGGUACUCAAGCUGUAAUCUUUCUGAUGACAAGCGCUUGGACAAAUAUGAGCUUUGCAUUCAAACAUAGGGAUAUAGAGUGGGAGUGGGAGAAUCGGGGUGGAAUUGUGGUUAUUUUUUUAAAUAAAUGGAGAUUCUUCCUCACUCUCAGAAGGUGUAUGCCUGCUAAUAAUCUGGAAAGGAUGAGGAGAGCAAAUUUAUUUUCAAUAUUGUUAUAGCUUUGGAGCAUCUUUGGAGCAAAUGAGCAAUGGAGCUUGUGGAGCACGGCUCAUCUCAAGGAUUGCUCUCUUGUGGAAAAUAUGAGUAGUCGCUUUUCUCGCACAAUCUAUGUUGGCAACCUGCCCUCUGAUAUAAGGGAAUCAGAAAUUGAAGAUCUAUUCUACAAGUAUGGCCGCAUCAUGGAAAUUGAAUUGAAGGUUCCUCCUCGCCCUCCGUGUUAUUGUUUUGUUGAGUUUGACAAUGCACGAGAUGCGGAAGAUGCAAUUCGGGGUCGGGAUGGUUACAACUUUGAUGGAUGUCGACUAAGGGUGGAGCUUGCCCAUGGAGGUAGAGGGCCAUCAUCAAGUGAUCGACGUGGAUAUGGAGGUGGUGAUGGUGGAGGCCGUGGCAGCGGCGGCGGCGGUGCUGGUGGGGGCCGUUUUGGUGUCUCACGCCAUUCUGAAUUUCGAGUUAUUGUUCGUGGACUCCCAUCUUCUGCAUCCUGGCAAGAUUUGAAGGAUCAUAUGCGAAAGGCUGGUGAUGUUUGUUUUGCUGAAGUUUCCCGUGAUAGUGAAGGGACUUUUGGCCUUGUUGAUUACACUAAUUAUGAUGACAUGAAAUAUGCUAUUCGGAAACUGGAUGAUACUGAAUUUAGAAAUCCUUGGGCGAGAUCAUAUAUUCGGGUGAGAAAGUACGAGAGCAGUCGUUCAAGGAGCCGCAGCAGGAGCCCCAGCAGGAGCAGAAGUCCGAAAAGGGCUAGAAGUAGAUCUUUGGAGCGAUCUGUGUCUAGGUCACGAUCUAUUUCCAGGUCUAGGUCCAGGUCCAGGUCCAGAUCCAGAUCAGCAUCACCAAUCAAGCCUUCCAGGCCAAGAUCACCACGAUCACCACGAUCAGCAUCUCCACGAUCACCACGCCAGGUUCUGUCUGGUGGUGGUAGUUGAUUUCCUGAGAAUGCAUGCGGAUCUCCGAAACUCCAGCACUAUUCUGGGAAGUAUUGGAAUUAUGAUUGAGGGUAUUUGAAUUGUUUAAUGGAUAAUUAUUGUACCAGAGUUGUUAUUGGUUUUUAUCAGUUUGGUUAUUCUGUAGGGAGCUUAAACUAUACUUAACUUGCUCUACCAUAUUGGUCUUGUUUGUAUCAAACGUGAAUAUCGGAUGUUGUUAUCCAUGGCUAUUGUCCUUUCAACUAUUAGUAUUAACAUUUUCAGUUAUAUUUAAGUUUUGACAA